This is a messenger RNA of Phaeodactylum tricornutum CCAP 1055/1, 609 nucleotides long. RefSeq lists its product with no specific name. Gene Ontology annotation, biological process: L-histidine biosynthetic process. Lineage: Eukaryota; Bacillariophyta; Bacillariophyceae; Surirellales; Neidiaceae. The annotation marks the transcript as partial. The record is from RefSeq and is a predicted model, not a curated record. Gene Ontology annotation, molecular function: imidazoleglycerol-phosphate dehydratase activity. The transcript has a single exon.
CUGGGUCGUCAAGGGAGUGUGACACGAAAAACCAAGGAGACAUCUAUAUCUGCAACGCUGCGCAUGGACGGCAGUGAACUAGGUGUCCAUGUCAAUUGCGGCAUUAAGACGUUGGAUACUUUCCUGACUUUACUCGCCACCACUGCUUGCAUGAGUUUAGAUUUGACCUGUCACGGCGAUUUAUGGAUCGACGAACAUCACACUGCCGAGGACGUGGCAAUCGCCUUGGGACAAGUAUUGACGGACGCCCUUGGUACCAAGGCAGGUUUGAAUCGUAUGUGGUGUGCGUCAGCGGAACAGAAUCAAACGAAAAUUGAAGUUACCAUGGAUCUGUCAAAUCGACCAUGCUUUACGCAUAAUCUUGGUCUAGACAAUGGGGAAGAAAUGGUCGGUGAUCUGUCUUUGGAAAUGUUUGAACACAUCUUGGAUUCGAUCGUGGUGAAUGCCCGCAUGACGGUACACAUUCUGGAAGUAUAUGCCACAAACAAUUUGGAAGACACCGUUCAAGCUGUAGCAAUUGCUUUUGGCCAGGCUCUUAAGUAUUGUGCCAUGGUGGAUAGUCGACGUGCUGGCGCAACGGCCAGCAGUAAAGGCACUCUAUCGGUGUAG